UGCGUCAGCAGCCUGUGGAGCAGGCCGAGCCACACCGGCCGGGGGGCGGGGACCUGGCCGCACUUGACCUCCCAGGGUUCCGGGAGCCCCAAGUUAGAGAAGCAAGCUCGCGGGCGUCUGGGGGCAGGCAGGUCUCAGGCCCGGCCGGGAGAGCCUGAAGGGUGAAAAGGUCUAAUCUCAGAGCUGAAGCUCGCUGUGCCCUGGGGCCACAUUGCUGCCAAAGCCUGGGGCUCCCAUCAGAGCCCCCCAGUUCUCUGCCUCCACGGGUGGCUGGACAAUGCCAACUCCUUUGACAGAAUCAUCCCUCUUCUCCCAAAAGACUUUUAUUACGUUGCCAUGGAUUUCGGGGGUCAUGGGCUGUCAUCCCAUUAUAGCCCAGGUUUCCCGUAUGACCACCAAAACUUCGUGAGUGAGGUCCGCAGGGUCGCGGCAGCCCUGAAAUGGAACCGAUUUUCCCUCCUGGGCCACAGUUUUGGUGGCACUGUGGGUGGAAUGUUUUCCUGUAUCUUCCCCGAGAUGGUGGAUAAACUUGUCUUGCUGGAAUCCUCGCCAUUUAUCCUGGAAAGUAACGAACUGGAGAACAUGCUGACCUACAAGCGGAGCGCCAUAGAGCACAUGCUGCAGGUGGAGGCCUCCGAGAAGCCCUCGCACGUGGUCAGCCCGGAGGAGAUGCUGCAGGGGUUCCUGAAGAACAACAGUCAUGUGGGAGACGAGUGUGCGAAACUCCUCCUGCAGAGAGGAACCACACAGGUGGCCACAGGUCUGUUGCUGAACAGAGAUCGGAGGAUCACUAGGCCAGAGUAUUACUUCAAUUUCAUCAGCAGGGAGCUGUUUGUGCAUUCCAUCAGGAAGCUGCAGGCCCGCGUCCUGCUCAUCAAAGCAACCCAAGGGUAUUAUGAUGUGAGGAGAGAGAAUGAUGCCAACAUGGAGCUCAUGCUAUUCGUGACCAACUCACUGAGAUCCAUCCUGAAAGAGAGGUUCCAGUACGUGCAAGUCCCCGGCAACCACUAUGUCCACAUGAACCAACCCCAGCACAUGGCUGGUGUCAUCAGCUCCUUUUUACUGAGCAAGGAGAGGAUCCGAGCCCAGCUGUAGCCCUGAGCCCGGGGCUACAGACGCCUGCUCAGCCCCGGACUCCCAGCUCCCAAGCCCAGGCCAGGCGUGGUGGGGCCAGGACCAGCAUGGCCGGAAAGAGAAUCCUGUGGCAGAGCUGGGGG
Messenger RNA from Balaenoptera ricei (Rice's whale), 1217 nucleotides. RefSeq names its product serine hydrolase like 2 (gene SERHL2). The transcript has 12 exons. The record is from RefSeq and is a predicted model, not a curated record. The coding region runs from base 337 to 1095 and encodes 252 amino acids. Lineage: Eukaryota; Metazoa; Chordata; Mammalia; Artiodactyla; Balaenopteridae.